AUGCAAGAAGUCAAAGGAAAAUCUCCUGCUUCUUCAAAUCAAGGACCAAUAGUUUCCAAAUCACCUAAUAUAGAGAAAUGUAUCGGUCUUUCUAUUAAUGGGCAAGAAUUUGAUAUUGGAAUCUUCAAAAGUUCAUUAGAAUCGGCAGAAUACUUUAAGAUAAGAGAUAACAUCUGUUUUACUGACUCGGAAGUUAUAUUUGAAGAAGAAGCAACAGAAGAAUCACAAGAUUUUAUUCAAUCAUUUUUCACAGACUAUGUUCAAUACAUUGGAAUUAAGGAGAAAUCUCCAAAAGCUAAAAAACUAAAAGAAAAUAUUCACUACAAAAUUUCAUCAGAUUUUGAAGGUUACUUACAGUAUGAAUUCUCAACAAAUAGGUUUAAGAGCAUGAAACUAUAUCCAGAGCAGCUCUUAGCUCUCAUACUUUCAUACAUAAAACUCGGUUACGGGCAAGGAAUAAACAAAAUUAUCAUCGGUGUUGAUAGUUUGAUGCCAUUAAAACAACAGCUUUUGAUAUACGAUGCUGCUUCUAUCGCCGGAUUUACUAAAAUCGUUUUGGUUCCAGAAAUAAUUGCAUUCUCUACAAAUUACAUUAAAACAGCUCAAGAACGUAUCACCAACUUGGUGGUUAACCAUAAUAAUAUGUUCGGACACCUCACAUUUUCGAAUAAUCGAUUACAAUUAAAUUCAUUGGCCAAAAACGUGCAGAGCUAUCAAAAAUUGACUAAUAAAAUUAUAAUUGGUCAGCCGUUACAUCUAAAUGAUAAGAUUAAAAAUCAUUUUGAAACAAUUCAAAUUUCCGGAAGCAUUAUUGAAGGAAUUUUAGCUUUUCAUGCAUUAAACAUCAAGGCUUCUACAAAUAUAGAGGAUGAAAUCUCUCUUGGCCUUCCAAAUACCGGUCCACUCGUAUAUUGUUGCGAUAGCUUCGUUCCUUUUGUCAUUCAUAAUGAUUUACAGAUUGUUGUAUACACCAAUGAAGUCGAAGUAUGCAAAUUCACGAUCAUUUGUCCAGGAGAUCAAAAUUUAGUUGAUAUCAAAGCUUAUAUCGAAGAUUUUUCAAUAAUUUUCGAAACGGCAUUCGAAGAUAUGGACCCAGCAAAGCAGGUUUUCAAGAUCAGUGGCCACUCACAAAACGAAAUCGAAAUGAUGAAGCACGUUAAUGAGCAAAUUUUAGCUGAUGAAGGAGAUGAAAGUGACGAUGAUGGUGUAGAAUCCAAAUUAGAUGACUAUAUCAAAGCAGUAGACAAACUUUCCGCCGAAAAAACGAAAUGGGGAUUAGAUUUGAAGCAGAAAAUGACAGUAAGUGAGUUAUUGGUUAAAGAGAAAGUGGAUGUGAAUACUAUAUUUCAUGAUAAGAAGAUGUCUCAGCUUGAUUUCUCUGUAAGAUUCGCUCGUCUUGAAGAUUCUUUGAAACAAAUUGUUCCAAAGUAUGAACGUCCAUCAAACAUUAUAUGA
This is a messenger RNA of Trichomonas vaginalis G3, 1455 nucleotides long. RefSeq lists its product as uncharacterized. The record is from RefSeq and is a predicted model, not a curated record. Gene Ontology annotation, cellular component: cytosol; nucleus. The transcript has a single exon. Lineage: Eukaryota; Parabasalia; Trichomonadida; Trichomonadidae. The coding region runs from base 1 to 1455 and encodes 484 amino acids. Gene Ontology annotation, biological process: protein folding.